Messenger RNA from Macadamia integrifolia, 1730 nucleotides. RefSeq names its product fasciclin-like arabinogalactan protein 1. Gene Ontology annotation, cellular component: plasma membrane. Lineage: Eukaryota; Viridiplantae; Streptophyta; Magnoliopsida; Proteales; Proteaceae. The record is from RefSeq and is a predicted model, not a curated record. Bases 221 to 1456 code for a protein of 411 amino acids. The transcript has a single exon.
GCUCCCAAUUCCCAAACAACAAAGUGCAGAUCUACACUUACUACUAAAUCACUGACACUACACUCACAGUCUCACACCUCCUUCCUUCUCUCUCUCCUCCUCUCCUCCUCUCCUCUUGUUGUCCUCUCUCUCUCUCUCUCAAAUCGCUCUCUUGUACCAUCUCCACUUUUCCCUCCCUCUCCUUUGUCGGUGGUCGGUGUUGGGUUUUCCCGGACGGAAAAUGCAGAUUUUCCCGGGAGCCACCUGGACCGCCGCCCUGUCUCUCUUGGUUCUUUUCCUCCUGUCAUCCUGCGGUUCCACCGACGCGCACAACAUUACGAAGAUCCUGGCUAAGCACCCGGAGUUCUCGACUUUCAACCACUACCUGAGCGCUACCCAUUUGGCCGCCGAGAUCAACAGCAAGGAGACCAUAACGGUGUGCGCAGUAGACAAUGCAGCCAUGGCGGACCUGCUGUCGAAGCACCUCUCCAUUUUCUCCAUAAAAAACGUUCUUUCCCUUCACGUCCUCCUCGAUUACUUCGGUGCCAAGAAGCUCCACCAGAUCACCAACGGCACUGCUCUCUCCGCCACCAUGUAUCAGGCCACCGGUUCCGCCCCUGGCUCUUCCGGCUUUGUUAACAUCACAGAUCUUAAAGGCGGCAAGGUUGGGUUUGCUCCCGAGCAGAACGAUGGGAAGCUCAACGCUUACUUCGUGAAGUCCGUACAGGAGAUCCCUUACAACAUCUCCGUCAUCCAGAUCAGCAGCAUCUUACCUUCCGCUCAGGCAGAAGCCCCAACCCCUGGGCCUUCCCAGCUCAACCUCACCGCUCUCAUGUCCAAAAAGGGCUGCAAGAUGUUCGCCGAUUUGCUCACAACUUCAGGCGCCAUCAGCACCUUCGAGGACAGCGUCAAUGGAGGCCUCUCCAUCUUCUGCCCCACGGACGGCGUCCUCAAAGGGUUCAUGCCCAAGUACAAGAACUUGACUUCCUCGGCGCAGACUUCCUUACUGUUGUACCAUGGGGUCCCUGUUUAUCAAUCCAUGGCAAUGCUCAAAUCCAACAACGGCGUCAUGAACACUUUGGCCACCGAUGGUGCUAACAAGUACGACUUCGAUGUACAGAAUAACGGGGAGGAAGUGACCCUUAAGACCAAGAUCGUAACAGCCAAGAUUACAGGUACGGUACUUGACGAGCAACCAGUGGCGAUUUACACAGUGGACAAGGUUUUGAUGCCUAAGGAACUGUUCAAGGGUGCGCCGACGCCGGCACCAGCCCCGGCUCCGGUGGCGGAUGCUAAAGCUCCAAAGGCAAGUAAGGGUCAUGAGUAUGCUUCUCCUCCGGAGCCUGACUCUCCGGAUGGACAGCCAGCGGCGGAUCAGACGGCGGCAGAUAGUAACGGCAGUGUCAGAUUUAACGGUGCGAGAUCGAUUGCCGUAUUUCUGAGUGUGUGGUUAGGAGCAUUACUACUGGCGAAGUAGGAUUUCUCCUCCUUUUUUUCCUUUUUUUUUUUUUUUUAAAUCAAAAAGGGUAGAAGAAAAUCUUUUUAUUUAGCUUUUCUUUUUUUUAUUUUUAGUGAAAUAAAGUGAUCCAUUCACCCUCCCAUCAUUAUCCCUAUCCACCAUGAAAAAAAAGAAGAAGAAAAUCUCGUAUGACUAUAUGAGGCUGGUUUUGUUUGUUGUUGGUUUUUUAGGGUUUUAUUUAUUUGUAUUUGGAUUGUAUUUAAUUAUUGAUGGGUAUGAUACGUUUGAUUUA